ACGAGUGAUACAAUCGCGCAGUGUCAUGAUUUCUUCUUCAAUUCGACGCUUCAGGUUAUCAGUGUCUCGUGGUUUCGUCAUAUAAAUUAAUUAUUUUAACUAACCCCAAAGGGGAAAAUCAGGAAUCGUUAAAUCUGGAGAACGGGAUGGCCAGUUGAAGCCGGUACCGCAGAAGAUAAAUUUUCUGUCAAAUACUUUGCGCAGAAUUCGAAGCUCAAAACUCGGGGUUACCCAGCAAGUAAUUUCCUAGCUUGUCGGACUGUCAACUAAAGAAUUUCUAGGGUGUCUAGAAAUAAAUCUCAGUGACCUUGAAAAUUCUCUAUCCGACAGCCAAUCGGCACAUCCGAUAAACUCGUCGACGACACGUGAAAUAGCAGCCGAAGAUGUAAACUACGUUGACGAUUAGACAAGGAGCGACGAUCAAAUCCGAUCGUCACUGUGGUUGAGCUUCAAUAAUAAAUAAUUAUAAAAUAAAUAUAUAUUUGCCUGAAAAUUUAGUUGUAAAAUAAGAGUUAAUUUUAUGCAAAUUAAAUAGUACAGUACAUCAUUAUUCCAAUAAAGAAAUUAUAUGUACUAUAGCAUAUUUUCAACUUAGACCCAACUUCAACUUCGAAGUGCGUGGGGAGCGGAGAAAGUUCUUUCGUAUUUGACUCGUGCUCUUGUUGAGAGUCUUCUCGCGAAGUUAUGUUAGAAGCAAAGGAAUUACAGAGAAAUCACCCUCCACCUGUUACAUUAGAGGAUAUGAUAACAGAUAUAUGCUUCCAUCCUGUAGCAGAUACGAUCGGGGUAGCUAGUAUUACGGGAGAUAUCUUUAUGUAUAAGUAUAACAAUGAGGAAACUAAUCUUGUCUCGACGUUGGAAUUGCAUCUCAAAGCUUGCCGGGACAUCGAAUUCAGUGAGGAUGGACGGAUGUUAUUCUCAGCUGGAAAGGAUCGAUGCAUAGGAAUAACUGACGUGGACACUGAGAAAUUAACGAGGCUAUAUGAAAAGGCUCACGAGUACCCUAUAUACACAAUGACAAUUAUCAACACACACAUGUUUGCCACAGGCGACGAUGGUGGUGUAGUGAGACUAUGGGACCUCAGAAAGAAGGGAGACAAGCCAAUAUUUUCCCUGAAAGAAGUAGAAGAGUACAUCAGCGCAAUGGUAACCAAAACAGAUUCCAAGUACUUGGUAUGCACCAGUGGCGAUGGCUGUCUGACCACCUUGAACAUACCAGAAAGGAAGUUGCAUGUACAGUCAGAGGAGUACGAUGAGGAAUUGACAUGCCUUGGUUUAUUCAAAACCGAGAGCAAGUUGUUAUCUGCUAGUAGCAAAGGAAAGAUGUAUAUAUUCAACUGGGGCGAAUUCGGAUUGCACUCGGACGAAUUUCCAAGUGUGACAAAGAAGGCCAUCAAUUGUAUGGUCCCGAUUACAGAUAAUGUGGUGAUAACCGGAGGGGAGGAUGGAGUAGUUCGGGCAGCCAGUCUGUUUCCUCAUCGCCAACUCGGUAUAGUGGGGCAACACGACUUCUCCGUCGAGGCGCUCGAUAUCAGCAACAACGGGACUUUAAUAGCAUCCACCUCGCACAAUAACGACAUCAAGUUCUGGAAUGUAGAAUACUUCGAGACACUGAACGUCACCGAACCCGUGAAAGGUGGCAGGCAAAAACGACUCGUGCACAACCUGCCGAGCAGUCAAAUUGGCAAUCCGUCCGAUUUCUUCGCGGAACUGUAACAUAAUAGCGAUCCUGCGCAAUAAAAUCAUGCGACUUGUACGUUAUUUAUAUACA
Molecule: messenger RNA, 1771 nt
Organism: Dinoponera quadriceps
Lineage: Eukaryota; Metazoa; Arthropoda; Insecta; Hymenoptera; Formicidae
Product: WD repeat-containing protein 55 homolog
Exons: 7
Coding region: 685-1716 (343 amino acids)
Molecular function (GO): protein binding
Source: RefSeq, a predicted model, not a curated record